Molecule: messenger RNA, 705 nt
Organism: Entrophospora candida
Lineage: Eukaryota; Fungi; Glomeromycota; Glomeromycetes; Entrophosporales; Entrophosporaceae
Source: the annotation of a GenBank genome assembly
AUGGAUCAUACAAUUACUUUCGCUUUCAAUAAAUUAUCCUUAAAUCCAGCACCUGCGUCACCAACUGCUAAUAAUAAUUUUAAUUCAGGUGAAUCACCUUCAACAUUGGGCAAGAAAUUUAGAAAUAGCCCAUGGGUGACGAAAUUUAUUAAUGAACUAGCAAUACAGGAAUCUAUUAACCCCAACGUCAUCUCAGCUUUAUUACAAACAAUUUAUUACGAUGGUGCAAAUUCUCUAGCCAUUCCACACAAAUCAUACUCACAACUACCAUUUAACUCGAAAGACAUCGUUAGGAUAAUUGAGACAUGGCUAACAGAAAAUUUUUCACGGGCUGGCGAUUCAAUUCCAAUCCUAGGGAAUACCUUGGAAGAUAAUGUAGAAAGUAUAAAUCAAAGACUAAGGACGGAGCUGGAUUUUUCAGGACUGAAUAAAGUCUUGGUAAAUAUUAGAGCUGGCCAUUCAUUUUUCUCUCAUAUGGAGGGUGACGUAAUCGUUCUUGAUGAAAACCAAGUGGAAUUCUUUUCACGCUUCCCACUUUUUGUUACGAUAUUUAUUAAAGUGGAAGCGAAAUCAACCUACACUACUAAUGAAGAAAAGUGUCAAGUGUUAGUAGCUGUUGAACAUGUCACCAAAAAGACACAAUUUCCAUCGCCGCUAUCUUCGGCAAUUAGAUCAAUCAGAUGUCAAAAAGUAAAGGAAGGGUGA